UGGAAAAUUGAUGGUUUUCAGUAUUUAUGGCUUGCAUUUUAUUCGCCUUUUUUAACCAACAAUUAUAUUUUAAAGUAGUCAAAAAGUUGCGCAAGACUUAAAGUACAUUUUGAUAUAUAUUUAUAGUGUUUUAUGUAUUAUAAACGGCCUGAAUCAAGACUGUAAAUGAGGCCAAAUUGCUGGACUAAUUUUGGAUAAAGCGAUGAGAAUGAAAACAAAAAUGGCGGACGAGGACACACAAGCCCCAAUUGUGAAUGAAAUUUACAAAGAUAUUCCAACGUUAAAUUCUGCUAGUGAAGCAGAAGGAGCGAUUAAACUUUGACCACUAAGCACAUUUUAUAUUUUUGUAAUACACUGACAUAAAAUGCCAGACUAAAACUGGAUAUUUUUUUAAAGAGAAGUCAAUCGUUUUUAUUUGGAUGUCAAAACCGUAAAUGGAUAAAAGGGCUAGUUCUUCAAUGACAAGUGUGAAAAGUUUUGUGACUGUCAUUGAAGUCGAAGGAUAUUUCACUACAAACUGUUAUUUAUUGAAUGGUAUAGACAUUAAAUUUUAUUGGAUCGAUGGAUCCAUAUAGAUUGAGUAACUGGCGCAGGAACAAUGAGAGGGUGGAACGGCCCCAGUCAUUGUUACCACCUCAAACAACCCCAGUUUGGACGGCAGUAUUUGAUUAUGCUGCCACGAAAGAGGAUGAAUUGACGAUAAAACAGGGGGAGGAGGUGCGGAUUCUAUCCACAGAUGAGUCCAUAUCAGGCAAUGAUGGAUGGUGGACGGGUAGCGUGGGGUCAAAAGUCGGCAUUUUCCCCAGUAACUUUGUCACAAAGGACGUUAAUGUUCUUCCUCCUAGUAGCGAUUCCAAACGACCAUUUGAAAUUGAUUUUCAGGAAUUAAUCUUAAAUGAAGUGAUUGGUGUGGGUGGCUUCGGGAAGGUUUAUCGGGGAAUGUGGAGGAAAAAGACUGUGGCCAUUAAAGUCGCCCGACAAGAUUCUGAUCCCGAGAAGCCAGGCAGUGCUUUGGAGAACAUUCGUCAAGAAGCAAAAUUAUUUUGGCUUCUAGAUCACCCCAAUAUAUCAAAUUUAGUGGGUGUUUGUCUCAAGGAGCCAGACUUAUGUCUAGUGAUGGAAUACGCUGCAGGUGGAUCACUGAAUAGAAUUUUAGGGGCACAGCGAAUACCUCCGGAUAUUUUGGUUGAUUGGGCAAUACAGAUAGCAAGGGGAAUGCAUUAUCUACAUGAAGAGGCACCAUUGCCAUUGGUUCAUCGAGAUUUAAAAUCUAGUAACAUUUUAUUGAAGGAAUCGAUAGAAAAUAGUGAUUUGUCAAGGAAGACUUUGAAGAUCACAGAUUUUGGUCUGGCUCGAGAAGUACAGAAAACAACGAGAAUGAGUCAAGCUGGGACAUACGCAUGGAUGGCACCAGAAGUUAUCAAGUUCUCUAAAUAUUCAAAAACUAGUGAUAUAUGGAGUUAUGGUGUUGUAUUAUGGGAAUUAUUAACAGGAGAAACUCCAUAUAAGGGUAUAGAUACGUUAGGGGUCGCCUAUGGUGUUGCUGUCAAUAAGUUAAAAUUACCUGUACCAUCAACGUGUCCAGCUCCUUUUUCUCAACUUAUGUCAGACUGCUGGUCCCAGGAACCACAUGAAAGACCAACAUUUAGCGAGAUAUUAGAGACACUGAAAGAAAUUGCUAACUCAUCAUUCAUGGCGUAUCCACAAGAAUCUUUCCACACACUACAAGAAGACUGGAAGCUGGAGAUAGAGGCUAUGUUUGAAGAACUACGAAGCUGUGAAAAGGAGUUGAGAUGUCGAGAAGAAGAAAUAACAGAAAAUCCAUGAAGCAUCGCUACGGAAACGUGAACAAGAUUUAACUGAACGAGAAUUAGAGGUUUUAGGAAGGGAAUUAAGCUGACAGUUCUCGCUAUAGUAGUUAAAAUAUAGAUAAUGAAAACAGAAUAUGCUAUUCAAUUUUAGGUGAGCCUUGAUCAUCAUUAUUGAUGUUGGUAUGAUAAUAAACAAAGUCUUGAUUAUUCA
This is a messenger RNA of Patella vulgata (common limpet), 2022 nucleotides long. RefSeq names its product mitogen-activated protein kinase kinase kinase 11. The record is from RefSeq and is a predicted model, not a curated record. The transcript is spliced from 5 exons. Gene Ontology annotation, biological process: protein phosphorylation. Gene Ontology annotation, molecular function: JUN kinase kinase kinase activity; protein binding; ATP binding. Lineage: Eukaryota; Metazoa; Mollusca; Gastropoda; Patellidae. Bases 562 to 1827 code for a protein of 421 amino acids.